AUGGCGGUCCAGGACCCGCUCCUGGUGGAGGAGGGCGGGAGGUGGGCGCCGGAGGUCGACAGGAUCUACGAGCAGAGCUUCAGACCGACGCCUUUGGGAUUGAAUUUCACCAUGGGCCCAGGGCUCCGGUGGGUCAGAGCAGCGACGGUCUUCACACUUGUCAUGUGGAUGCUCGUCAUGCCUAUCGUGUACACCCAGUUGACAUGCGACCCCGAGACGCUCGACGCUCAUGCCGCAAAGCACCCCAUGUGGGUCUGGGCCAUCUUGCUCGUGUUGUCAGCUGUGGUCGUACUCGCGGAAGCGAAGGCCCUGAUGUAUUGCAUGCGGCCGUUCAAAGAGUUACGGAGGGCUGCUGGCUUGACAGAGGCCCGACUCGGCAUACUCGGUAUUUUCAAAGUCAGCGAUACGAAGUACAUCCUUUUUAGGUUGUUCUCGACAUUCGUGAACGUGUUCUUCGGCUUGUAUGUCUUUGGCCUCAGCAUGGUGCAGUCAGCAGGGGAUCAGCUCUGUCGCGGCACGACCCAGUGGCAUUUCGCGUGGGAUGCGACGAUGUUGCAAUCAUGGUUUUCGUUCAUCUCACUUUUCUUCUGGGACAAGGUGGGAAACCUUACGCACUGCUAUUUUGCAUGUGUGGUUCUUCUGUUCAUAUCUUUCCCGAGGGCGCUGCUUCAUUCCAUCCCGGCACCUUUGCGAGCCGACGAAACCAUGGAGAGGGAAACCACAUGUUGUUUCAUUUGGAUACUUCGGGUUUGUAGGGACGCCUGGACGCCAACGCCACCAGUCGACAUGGCUGUCAAGACAGUGUACGACAUGGAAUCUAAAAAAUGGAAGGAGGUGCGCUUCCGCUCCUGUUGGAGAAGACUCUGUGAUCGUUGGUCACAAGUUGUAAAGACUACAGCAAUGCGCGUCACUGGUGUUGAUUUGGGAGGUUGCCAUUGCCUCGAAAGCGUUUGGUUGUCAACGUUUUUUACUGACGCUAGCGUUUCAUUGGCCGCAGUUAUGGGGUUGGACGGCUUGAAAGAUAUAGCCCAAACGUUGGCCAUAUGCCAACUACACAAAUUCAGACGAGAAGUAGAUUCGGGCAACAUAGACGAAAAGGAAACCAAAAGGAAGUUCGUACAGAUGCAGCGGCGCUUGAUCCUCGUCCUCGAGGCGGCACUCCGGCAGACGUACGGCCACACCGUUAUGAGAGGCGGCGUCAUCCUCAAUCUGCAGGUGACGCAGUUCUAUCUCCACAGGGCAGUCAUGUUGCACACCAUGAACACUAUUUAUAUGGACCACCCGACGCUUUACUCAAUCUUGUUCACGGUUGGAUCUGUGGUAGUGUUCGAUUUGAUGAUCCAGUUGAGACAAGCUUUACACAUGUAUUGUCAAGUGAUGGGGACCAUCCGCAGCAAGGUUUCUGGUGGUACGACGCUUGAGUCGAUAGGCAGUUCUUGUAAGCAAGACAAGAAGACGAUUAAUUUGCUCAUGAUGUAUGUGAUAUGUUGGGCAGUCAUUGGUUACUCGCUUUUCGCAUACGCCGUCCUCAAGCUGUACAUGUCGCUGAUGGCUUGCCCAGGUGAAGGUUACAAUUUGGGCAGUUGCGCGCCGAUUCCUUGGGACUGCUUGAACACCACACUGCAUCCCGACAAGGUAGGCUGCAUCCGGAACUCUGUAUAA
Prorocentrum cordatum is the source of this 1662-nucleotide messenger RNA. Lineage: Eukaryota; Dinophyceae; Prorocentrales; Prorocentraceae. The record is from the annotation of a GenBank genome assembly.